AUGCUGCACGUUAAUAAGUUGAGUUCAACGACAAAACAAAAUAUCGAACCUGCUCUAAGCUUUUCGCCUUUAAUUAUCACGUUGAACAAUUCAUCUAAUCGUACUCGCCCUCAAGAACAAGAAGAACAGUUCCACGAAAUGGCAUGUAUAGCCAAGUCCCAGCAGCUUCUGCCCACGGCUCACAGCGAACUGACAUGUUACAAUCCUGCGCAGGAAGCCACCGUACAAAAUAGACUUCAGAGCCAACGCGUUAGAGAAAAACAGCUGGAUGAAGAGAUAACUACAAACGGUCGACUGAUUGAUGAAAUGCGCGCUGAACUUCAAACUUGGUCAUUCCGAAGGAAUCAGCUUGCCCGCCAGGUAGGGCCACGUCGUCCAACCAAUCUUAUUAUUCGAAUCGGUGAGAAACGAGUAUUCAUCGGGUCUAAUCAGCAAUCACCCAAUGGAAAGAGUAUGAAAAAUCUAUCCAAAAAUAGAUCUAUAAUCUUAUGCAGGAGACCCAUGGAAAAAGUUUGA
Messenger RNA from Blumeria graminis f. sp. triticale, 516 nucleotides. NCBI's taxonomy places the organism in Eukaryota, Fungi, Ascomycota, Leotiomycetes, Helotiales, Erysiphaceae. The record is from the annotation of a GenBank genome assembly.